AUGAGUCUGAAAAGUAGAACACUAAUACGCAGCUGCCUCCUUUAUACUAGAUGCCUAACCAGAAGUAUAGGGCCUCGUGCAAGCUACAACGUCUGCCGUACUUUUCCCAAAGCACCGUUGCACACCAAUACCAUCGCAUAUAACGAAAUGAAAAAGGACGGCAAGAAGGUUCAUUUGGGGUCUUUCAAAGUAGAGAAGCCAAAGAUGAUGAUAGCUUUUACCUGCAAGAAAUGUAAUACACGGUCUUCACAUACAAUGUCCAAGCAAGCUUAUGAAAAGGGGACCGUCUUGAUUUCUUGUCCGCACUGCAAGGUGAGACAUUUGAUAGCAGACCAUCUGAAAAUAUUCCACGAUAAUCAUAUCACCGUGGAGCAGUUAAUGAAAGCAAACGGAGAGCAAGUUAGCCAAGAUGUGGGCGACUUGGAAUUUGAAGACAUCCCAGAUUCACUAAAGGACGUUCUGGGAAAAUAUGCCAAGAACAACCCAGGACUGACGCCCCACCUACCCCAUCCUUCUCAGAAAGAAUGA
Messenger RNA from Saccharomyces mikatae IFO 1815, 528 nucleotides. It is a transcript of the gene ZIM17, whose product is annotated as Zim17p. Gene Ontology annotation, cellular component: mitochondrion. Gene Ontology annotation, molecular function: protein-folding chaperone binding; zinc ion binding. Bases 1 to 528 code for a protein of 175 amino acids. Lineage: Eukaryota; Fungi; Ascomycota; Saccharomycetes; Saccharomycetales; Saccharomycetaceae. The transcript has a single exon. Gene Ontology annotation, biological process: protein stabilization; protein import into mitochondrial matrix; protein folding. The record is from RefSeq and is a predicted model, not a curated record.